CCGGGAAAGGUAUGGGAAGUUGCUGUCUGUUUCGUGGAUAUUUUUGUCGUCUGGUUAAAUAAGCACGGGAGAAAGAGUAGCUAAUUGUCAUGGCAUUAAAAUUGCCCAAGUCAAAAGUAAGUCUUUGUUCUAUACGUUCCAAAACACGCUGUUAAACAGUUAUCGAACGUAAAGUUCUUGUUUAUGUCCGAACUUCGAUAUACUUGUAUGCAGUCUUGUGUUUCAUCUGUUUGAUUAGACCUCUGUUUUUAAUUUUUAAAAGUUUUAACCGUGUUAGGCGUUCAAAACUUGUAGAAGAUGACAAGCGAUUAGUCGUGUUUAAUUUCUUGUUAUUUGUGGCUUCAUGCUAAUUUAAAUUACAAUAACUAUAGGUCUAACAAUGAACAUGUACACAAUAUCGUAGAAACUUAAAACACAUGAAUCUCGCAGAAAUCCUUUGGCCAACGCACAGCAAUCGUGCAGUUACUAAAACUAAACUUACUUUACACUUUGGUAGUUUUUUCAUUGCCCUCAUGAAUUCGAUUACGUCGCGAGUUUGCAUAAACUUUCACACGAAAUGAAUUUGUAUUAUCUUUAAACCAUUUGCUCGAAAGGUAAGCUUAAGCUCUGUGGAAUGGUUGUUGAGUUCGUUUCUCUUUAAGCCCUAAUAUUCACAUACAAAUUCCCCAUUCUUAAUUAAAUCAUAUCUGCAGAGAAUGAGAUUAGAGUUUUAAAGGAUCAUAUCAUGUUAAUUCUCAUAACUUAUAUUCCCUUGAUUAUGUGUAUAUUUGCUACUUGUCGUUGUUAGGAGAAAAUCAAUGUUGGUCACUUUUGGGACUCAGUGCAUUAAUUGGAGCAACUAGCUUCAUUGUAUACAUGAAUUGUUAGUUUAAUAUGCUCAUCAUGAAAAAGGUUACAAUCUUGGAGAAGAUUGUUAAGAGAAAUGGAUGUUUCCAUUGCAUGUCCAGGUUCAAGAUAUAAAGCUCUCGAAAGCUCUGGCAACUACAAAUACUCCUCCCUUCCCCCCUACAAAAACAUUGUUAAAGUGUGGCUGGAUCAUUUCUGACCCCGACUAAACAACACUGACCAGGGUGGGGCGAGAUGAGGUGCCAUAGUGGCGCCAAAUCCACGGUUCAGGGGUGGAUCUAGGGGGAGGGUGCAGGGGGUGCACACCCCCCUCCCCCCUGAGAUGACCUGUGGUUUUCUAAUACAACUGGUAUUCUGUAAAAAAAAAAAAAACUAUGUGAUUUAUUGGUGUUGAAGUAGAGCAAGAGACGAGUGCACCCCCUCCUAAAAAAAAAUCCUGGAUCUGCCCCUGCGGUUGGUAAGAAAGUGCAACAUUCUUAACACUUUUUGUCCAAGACUGUAGCUUGCCGCUGAUGUAGGAUAAGGCAAGUGGUAUGUAAUAUACAUACAGGCAACUGCCAAUAAAGGUAAAAAUGAUACUCUAUUUAAGGAUUGAGACUGUCAAAAACCAAUUACAAACCCUACUGGGCACAUGUAGACAUACCUAUCUAGUCCAUAUAGGGGAGUAUCCCCCCCCCCUCUCGGUCUACUGCCAACUUAAAGGGCCUUCCAAUGCACUCUGUUAAGAUUUUAGGAAGUUAAGUCACCGCUGCUUAUUCCGUUAUUGACAGCUGCUUAUGAAAAAAAUUAUUGAAAACCCUGCUAUGACUUUAAUAAGUUUUUUUCCCUCUUUCAUUUUAGGUAGAACUUCAUGUACACCUUGAUGGCGCUCUAAGAAUACAGACAAUCAUUGACUUAGCGAAGUAUGAAAGUGUAUACAAAUUAAUGUACCCCUAAUUAGCCAAAGAUUAAGGUUUUUGUGGUAGUAUUCUUCAUAUUGUGGACCAUAUUUUCCACUUCUCAAGGCAAAAAAACUGAGAGCUAAGAAACAAAGACGGAUUUGUACCCUAAAGUCGUGUAAUUUAUAGUAUUGGCUAAGGGAGUGAGACUUGUAAAAUGUUCUUUUUUUAAAAUUGUGGCUUUCUUUCCAAUGUGAACCAAGGCAAACUAGGCUAUUGCAGGUCUUAAAAACCCUUCUUUUAGCUUUCUACCCUCCCUUUCAUACAAAGUUUAUUUAAUUUCUUGAAAACCAUGCAUUUCUAAGUCUGUGCAUUAAACACGAUUUCAGGCUUGUUUUAUUCUGAAACGUCCUAUAAAUAUUAAGACUUAAGGCUGAAAAUUAUUAUGCUUUCUUUUUCAGGGAAAAGCAAAUAUCUCUACCUUCUUAUGAUGAGAAUGGCCUUAGACAGUAUGUGUCUGUCAGUUUGGAUAAACCAUCCUCUCUUCGAGGCUUUCUAAGCUGUUUCCGUGUCUUUGUACCCGUGAUAAUGUAAGUAUACUAAUUUUCAACUGAAACACAGAAGAUCCAUGGUGAACACAUCAAAUAAUGGUGUUCCACCAUAAAUUCUUCUUAACUGAAUCGUUAAAGUAAUUAAAUGAUAGUAUUGUUCUUAAGUGACAAGUUGCCAUGGCAGCAGUGUAACCUGUUAAAAGUUCUGUGAUUUUUUUAUUUCCUUCCCUGGUUAUUUCAACUUUUGGCACACUGAGGGGAAUAUAGAGAGAAUCAACUGAGGCCGGUACUAGGUUUGCUCCAAAUUUUAUGAUAAAAUAUGCAUUCCUCGAACUGUUAUAUGAACCUGGUUUCAAGAGUUUUCCUACAUUAAAACUUUAGAACUCACGAGUUGGUCAAGGUCAUAUUUCUCAAGCAAUAUAUCUCUGAUAUCUCUUUAUAUCAAGCACCGUAACAAAGGGAAGGUGGGGCAUUAAUUUGUAAACACCCCAAUUAGCACUGCAGCAGUUAUUUGAGAUCUGCGCUUAUGAAAUUAUGUUCUGUAAAGGGUGGCGUUUAUUCGAGGGUGGUGGUUAUUCGAGUAGGGCCUGCUUAAUUGAUCAUGUUUGGUAGUUUUGGAUGCAUUGUCAAUGGGAUAUUUUAGAGUUCCAAAAACCCUCACUUUCAAAACAAAGCUAAGUAAGAAACCUUUCUUGUGAUAACGAGUUUCAUCUGAGUGCAUGGGAAUAAAAAAAUCAUAUCAAUGGCUUUCACUUAGCCUUGCUUUGAAAAAAGGCCUUGGGUAACUUGAAAAUGACCUAUUGACGGUCCCUUUUAACAAGUAUAUCCGUAAUUGCGGGCGACAAGAGGAGCCCGCAAUCUAAUCUCCAGGUUGUUAUUACACGUGCGUCACAUGUAUGUAGCCAGCAUUCGUUUGGACUAAGAGUGAAUGGAAUGCACAGAACGCAGUUUGAUCAUGCGCUUUUGGACCUCUUAUCACUCGAAAUCUGAUCACGCGAAUUUGAUCACGCGUGUUUUGACCAUCUGUCACGUGAAACUUUUGAUCUUCGAUCGUUGUCGCCCGCACUCCGUAACCUUUGGUUAUCAUCAUCAUCAUCAUUAUUUAUUAGCCUUUUUGUUACAGCAAAUUUUACAGGAUACAGCAGGUUGUAAGGCGAGGAGACCUCAAGAAACCACCAGGCUUAUAUAGAGAGGCCACCUCGACAUCACAAUAUUAUAAGAAAUAAGGGCUGCGAAGAAGUGCGGCUAAACUAAUUCAGUAACUAUUUUGAUAAAAACUCUAGCACUAAGGCGGAGCACUUAAAGAUGCGUCCGCACGGCUUCGCGUUAUUACUAGCAAUUAUGUGAUAUUACCUUGAUAUGAUUUUAGAGAUGAUGUUGUUGCACUUGAAAGAAUAGCGCAUGAAUUCUGUGAAGACCAAGCAUCAAGCGGUGUACUGUACUGUGAAGUGCGGUACUGCCCGCAUCUUCUGUGCACAGCGCAUAAUUGUAUGAUGAAUGGGAGACCAGAUGAUGAAGAUAAUGAGGUCCCUAAUAUGCUGCUUAAGAAGGGAGUUUCUCCACGAGAUGUAGUGCAAGCUGUUUGCAGAGGACUGCACAGAGGAGAGAGGGACUUUGGUGUCAAAGUCAGGUCCAUACUUUGCUGCAUGAGACCGGAGCCUGGUAAUAAUAUGUUUACCUUCUAUCGGCCACUGUGGGUGGAAAAGCGUUAUGAUUGGUCGAUGGUAUUCAAGGCAACCAUGAACCAAUCAUAAGUAACUCUUGUCCAUCCAAACGGUCCCAAAAUCGUUGCACCGCAAAGAGCUUGAGCCCAUUCCCCUUAUAGCUUCUGGAGUGUUGGUCUGUUCUGUGAGUCUGUAUUGUGUCGAAAUGCGCUAUGGGACUCUUUUGGGAGCGUGUUUGACCGACUUUCCCUUGUGAUUCUGUAAUAGCUAAAAAAAAGACGUCAGGGUCCUAAAAACUGUCUCAUACUGCAUUUUGACUCAACAUGUAUCUAUCCCCCAUUUUUCCGUAGGAUCGUCCAGAUUGAGCGCUUUGCGUUACGGGUAGCCACCUUGGAUGGGUGUCAAAACUACUUGGGUGGGGGGACAGUUUGGGACGAAGCUAGAAAGAUCUAUUUUUUUAACCUCCCUGCCCCACCGCUUUAAACCCCGACGCCCUCCCCCUCGAUACAUAUGACACCAAGAUGGCCGCCAGUAACGGUAAGUCUUUGUAUCCAGCCUUAUGGGCAACUUACAUUGUACGCGCAAAUUGUCCAGUAUCCUAGUACAGUCGACCAUCCAUGUGCGACCACUUGUCCCAAGCGACCAUGAUCCAAAACACCAUUUUUUUCAGUCAAAGCUUUACAGCUGGAACCUCUCGUAAACGACCACCUUCCGAAAGUGACCUCAACCUCGACCACGACCUUGUACUGUCCUGAAAAACUCAAAAACUAGCGCCUGUUUCUGGGGGCUAACGGGCCCAAGUUCUACGGCAAAAGGGCCGACUUGUUUUCAUUGUUCAUCCAAAAUAUUUAUUUCUCCGUCUCCGAUUAGCUGGUAUUUUGUGGCUAAUUGCUAUUUCGAUCUAACGCUGGCCCAGCGCCAAUAGUCUUAUGAAAAAAAUGAAAAUAGGGGUCAUGUGUGACGCCGCGGCAAAUAGAGGACAGUUGAGAAUAGUAGCAGAAUUAUAAAUGUCGGUUUCUGUUGUUUAUUAAUUUUCAAUGCUUGAAAUCCUCUUUUUAGGGUGGUCAUUAGAAAUUCUUUCCUUGUGCAAAGAAUUUUCAAGCGAUGGUGUCGUAGGAAUUGACUUGGCCGGAGACGAAAUACUAGGAGAGAUUCCAGCGAUGAAAGGACAUAUUAAUGCUUUUAAGGUGUGUUGUAAGUUAAAGCCCUGUAUAUACCUUUUACGACGCAUGGUUGCUAUUGCCCACAGUGAGAAGUACAUACCCUCCAAUACGCUGGUUCAGCAUUGCCAGAUAGUGUUAUUUGGAAAGACUAGGGGCCCAUAAGGGUGGUGCUACACGAUUGGCAACGACGAUUUUAGCGCAAUCAACCAAUCAAUUUAGUAACGUCAAUACGUGGGAUGGGGUUGCCCCGAUCAUCUGAGCCAGAGGCUCAUGUAUAAAACGCAUGACGAUGUUUCGUUAAAAGUUGAUGCCGUGUAACGUGGAUACACGAAUUAAUUAUUAACACUCGCCCAUGGUCAUAGGGAAUUGUGACAUAUGUUGUGUAAUAUUUUCAUGUAGGAAGCUAGACAGCUGAAAAUUCACAGGACAGUCCACGCGGGGGAAGCUGCCCCAGCUGCUAGCGUCAAAGAGGUAAGACACUACAGAAAGUUCCUAGGCCUACAGUUACAAUUUUAUGCAAAUACAAAACGAAAAAGGCCACUAGACCUCUUGAAAUCCUUUGCAGCUUGGUGUCACCUAUCUAUCUCAUGAAAAAUUAUCUGACAGAGCGAUUUUCGUAUGACCUUGAAAUGAAAACGCGCGAACAAAAUAGAAACAACAAACCAACGGAAAGAGAGCGAUUAGCCUGUUCCAAGCGUUCAGAUAGUGGAGAGCGGUGCGAAGUAAAGAAAGCGAUGAAAAGUAGAGGGGGACUCUCCCCCUCCCUCGCUUUUAUUUUUUCGCGCUCCUUUUUACUUCGCACCGCUCCCCACCAUCUGAACGCCUGGAACAGGCUAGAGAGCGAUUUGAUUGGUUUAUCGAACGGAUACAAACGCGCGUGGCUUUUGAUUGGUUAAGAGAAUGCUUGGGUAAAAAAACUUCAUCCCGAGAACUUUCUAGAAAUCUCACGAUAAUUCGCUUUGACGUCAUACUGCAACACGCUUGGCCAAUCGAACAAAGCCCUCUCCAUAUUAGGUUUUUUUUUGGGCGGGAAAACGAAGAGUGCAUGUUUUGAUCUUUUCAUCCAUUGGCUAAUAAAACAAAUAACGAACACUUUCUCAUACGAAAAUCGCUCUGACACCCUAAAAAUGCUAGCUUUUGAGGCCUCGUCCACACAAAUCCGGAAAUUUUUUAAACCGUGUAUUUUUUAACCCGGAUAAUACUUGGGUACGGGUUUUUUAACCACUUCGGAGAGCGGUUUCAAAAAGAUGCGGUUUUGGUGAGUGGAUUCACUGCUUUCGUAUGGACGGAGCGCCGAUUCGUUAAAAGAAAAAAAGUGCGGAUUCGUGUGGACGUGGCUUGGAACAAUGCGAUUUUUUGCUGGUUUAAAUGAAGGAGAAAACAUAUACGUGGUACGAUAUGUGGUAAUGGAAAAAGUGGCUGGAUCCGCGCCUUGUGAUCAAGUCAAUUUUUCCAUAUACAGACAUAUAUCCCAACAUCCAUAGAAUCUCUUAUAGACUUUCUAAGAGUCCUUUAUUUUUUUUCCUGGUUGGUUAUGCCAUUUUAAAGGACUUUUCAUACCUGUUUAGCGCGAAAUUCACAGGUCGAAAAUUCUACCGGUGACGUCAUGACUAUUGACCAAUAGGACAGUGGGUGAUAUUUCACGCCGCUCCCAACAAAGUAUGCACUGAAGCUCGCUUCCAGUCACUCACUUUUAAGAACGUAUUAGAGGUCGGGCUUGUAGCAAGUCUAAAACUCUUAGUCUUAUGACGCCUCAGUCAAAGAGUUAUUACAUCUUGCAUCAAAAUCGCAUUUUGCGUCAACAUUUCUACGUUUUGUACAGGUUAGUUCAUUUCGUGGCGAAAAACGUUAUUCUUGCUUUUGAAUAUUAUCUGGACGAAAUGAGUGACCUGCAACUGGGCGGUAAUGCGCGCUUAAUGCGGCUUUAUCUGUUUUUAGCUUCUAACAGUUGCUGUGUUCUUUACUUUUUUUUCCUUUUUCUUCUAAGGCGUUAAAUAUUCUUCAUGCGGAGAGAAUAGGCCAUGGGUACCAUGUUUUAGAAGAUGACAUGCUUUACAGAAGAAUAAUCGAUGAAAACAUUCAUUUAGAGGUAAGUUAGCAAUUGACAGUGUGCCAUCCUGAAAGCUCGUCCGUACCUUAUAUAGCGAUGAUGUCUGAAAGAACGCGAACUUUUCGUCUUUUCACCGCCCCAGCCGUCGCGGUAAAUUUAUUUUAAACUCCCUAUCAACGCUGGUGACGGCAACGAGAACGGAAAUAAAAGCAAAAUGUCUAGCCUCAGCAAAACGACAAAGUUUCACACGCUUCACGCCUGAAGAUGGAAAAUCAAAGUUUGGGUUUUUUAAACUUGAACUACAACAACGCUUUGAAGUCUUUUUUCCGAGUGAUACUUUCAUGGGCAUUAAGAAGUAAUGUCUUCGCUAACUUUGAGUUUUAUAGUGAGUAAUUGGGUGAUCUCUGUCUUUCUGAUUGACAGGCCUGUCCAACCUCCAGUAUAUUGACUGGUGCGGUCAAACCUUGCUUCAGUACACACCCUUUAAGAAGGUACGCAUUUAGAGGUUGGAGAAAAUGAGGGGUGGGGGCGGGGAGGGAGGAGAUGAGGGGAAGUGGAGUGCAUAUCAUCUUCUCUAUACAGGGAUCUAUUAUCUCAAGACUAGGACAAAAAUUAUAGGCGAGAAGGGAAAUAGUCGAGUCCAUGCGCAUUCUUAUCUAGAGAGGGAAACAGGGUCAUCAUUUGAGAUACACAGUGCUGUGAUCUAAGGAAAACAUAUGUUCCGAUUCUCCCUUUUUUGUAACUCCAGGGCUUACGAUCCGUUUAAAACCUAAUUUUAGGAGUCGAACAGCAAAAGCGAAUGAACUGAACCAACCAGAAAGCUUAGGAACAAGCAUUGCAUCUUCUGCUUCUGCAUGCCACCCCGAUAAUCUGAUUUUCACACAGAUCGUAAGUUACGGAUCGAGUCGUAAGAAAUCGGAAACGUUCGGAUUCCGAUUCCUUCGAGCUUUCGACUGGACUUACAACUCCGAGGUUUGAUUUUCAAUAGGUUUUAGGGGCUCUUACGACUCCGUUUCCAUUGUAAGUGAAAGCCAGCCUAUUCCCCUAAACGUGCAACCUUGCACCACGAUUCGGCUGUAAACCUGCUGAGGGUUACGUUGCUGGAGUACUGAUAUUAGACAGCUUUAGAUUUGGGGACGAGAACGAGAGUACGAGUACAAGAUUUAACUUAAAGUUUUUGCGGGUGUUCUAAAAAAAACUACACCCUGGAAAGCUUUAUUUUACCUUUUUUCACCUAAAAAGUUAGUACGGUUAUUUACACUGAAGAAGGUUAAGCCCUCUCCCGAAACCAAAAUGAUAAAACUUCUUACAUUUCAUAACUUAUUCCCACCACUACGACAUUCUCGCUGAGACUCGUAGUAGAACGACGACGGCUAUCACGUUUUCCCGCCAAAAUGACGCUGUUUCACGCGCGAGCAAUACUCAGUAUUGAGAAAAUCUCGUACUCGUAGUCGCCUUCGUCUCAGAAUCUAAAGCUCUCUAUUAUUCCAUACGAUUCGACUUUAAGUGCGUUUCCUUACAGUGUUACUCGCCAUAAAUUGUGGUUUUGUUUACUGUGGGAAGUUAAUUGUACUUUCCCAUUCCACAAACUGCAUGAGGAAUGGGUACAAGCUUUCGUUGUAACGGUUUCUGAUUGGUUCAUGGUCGCCUUGAAUACCAUCGACCAAUCAUAAUGCUUGUCCACCCCAAAUUAUCCCAGAAAUCACUGCAACCAAUGCUUAUACCCAGUCUCCCUAGAGUCUAAGAAACGAGGGAGAAACUGGGUCAAGUUUACUUUCGCAAAGACUUCUGGGACUAAAACAAAACUGAAUGCAGGGCUGGCACUUCGGCAAAGGGCUGAUUUAUUGUAGGCCAAUAUUUCGGCUAACAAAAUUAGCCUUCCUCAAGGCCAGAGCUGUACCGAGAGAAAAUAUCUUUUAACGACUCCUAAAAUUUGAAUUUAAAAUCGUAGUUAGUAAUUGUCGUUUUUUAUGCCAUGAAUAUCUCACUCAUUUUGUUUGUGUUUUUGAAGGUUCGCACAAGACAGGGUGAACUUUUCUCUUAAUUCAGACGAUCCUCUUGUAUGCCAUACCACUAAAGAUCUUGAGGAAAAGAUUGCUAUUAAUAAAAUUGGACUGAGUCCUGCAGAAAUAACACGCGCGGUAAGUCUUGCUUUAUUUUGCUGUUUAACAAACAUUUUGCAAAAUUGGACGUUUCUAAAAGAACUAUAAUGAGUUCAGGAUACGUUGAAUUUUAAAUCUUAGUUUUGGCUCGUUUGUUGAAGGCACUGUUGCCUUCUAGGCCAAAUAAAACUUAAUUAUUAACACAUUGGACUAGAACGCGCAAUACCAUUUCAACUAGAGGAUGGUACUGGUCAGUGGCGGGUCCUGGCCUUCAGAUAAGGGGGGCCGUCACCCAGACCCUGUGAUAGGGGGUGGGGGGAGCGGUCUUCAAAAAUUUUUUUUUUCGACCCUUCGGGCCUCAGUUUGGUCCAAAAAUAAGGGGGAUCCGGGCCCCCCGGUCCCCUCCCCUGGAUCCGUCACUACUGGCAAAGAGAGUUACAACUGACUUUUUUUGGAUAAUAAACGUGUAUCCACACUUGGUGCACGAGCGCUAGUGCCUGGGUACCGGCACAAAAUGGUGUUGUGUUCACACCUUGAUUACCUGAUUGUGUACAUUAUUUGCUUCAUUUUGCCUGAGUUUUCCUCAGUCGUCUCUAUCUACAUUUGGAUGCAGGAACGGAACGCGUUCCUGCAUGCUUCGGAACGGAACGCGUUCCGACGCGUUCCCUCGCGUGUGCCCGAGGGGUGAUCAUGGUGAACUAAAGGGAGAGACUCCCAUCACCCCUCGCGCUCUUGACCUUGUUCCUCUCGUAAAUAUUGAUAUAGACUGUUUACAGAUCCCUAUUUUUUUUCGUAAGAUCGUCACGAUCGAGCUCCUACCGGUACGGGCGGCCAUCUUGGUUUCAUAUCGAUUUGACACUCAUCCAAGACGGCCGACAGCAAAACAAAAAGCCUUUGAUCUCGAUGAUCUUACGGAAAAAUAGGGGACUGUGAACAGUCUAAUAUUGAUAGGAGACUAAGAGAAGACUGGGAAUGAGUCAGUCAUUUCGCGCUGUCAGACGCCAUUUUGAAACGUGAGCGUGACAGGAAGCGAUGGGUAUACAAAGCCCAACAUUUUAGUGUUAGCGGUACAAAAAAUCGAAUAUUAAAUACAAUAAAUUUUGCCCAUUCAGAUCAAUGCGCAGCCUUUAAGGGAAAUAGUUCACCCAAACUUAAGGCGAAGGAAAAAAAAGGAGCGAAACUGUCCUCCCCUUUUAACCUAAAUAUCCCCACGCAUGCGAGGCGUAAGGUGUUGCUUAAUGCAAGACCGUCUUAUGCGGGGGUCUCAGCAGCUGAUCAUAUCCUAGCUUAAGUUCCAGAAUAUUAAUACAUGGGUACUCACUUCUGCAGGCGCUAGUCAAAUUUAAUCAGAGGGUGCCUUAGAAGUUAUUUUUCUUUCUAUAUUUUUUCAGACAUUUAACGCUGCAAGGGCCUCCUUUCUUCCCGAGAAUGAAAAACAAGAACUUAUCGACCAACUCAAAUUAGUACACGGAAUUCAGUAACUGUUUUAUAGAAUCUAGGUGGUGUAAAAUGGUAUAAUUUUUUCCGCGAUAACUAGCGAGCGAAAGAGGCGAACAUCCUCAUAAAUCGCCUUCCGCGAUGGCAAAAUAUUGUACCGGUCAUUGAAAAGAAACUAAAGUUCCUGCUGAUCUCAAAAAUACUGGUGACAAUCAGAGAAAGAUUAGGGAGGGUGGAAAGUUCGAUCUGUGGGGCUUUCGUCGACAACUUACUCUGUUCAGCGCGGUCAAACAAGAGAAUUAAUUUUGCAAAAGGAAAGCAAAUUACUUUAAUGCUAAGGUUACAAGUUAAUUACACUAUUCGAAGUAUAAAAUAUAUUGAAUACGCUGUUAAUUUACUGAAUGGUCAAUGAAAUCCCAGUAAGUCCCACUUUGACCUUGAUGGACCUUCCCUUCCCCUCUUUCCGCCUUCCAUAUGAUUCCGGUUCCGCCUACAACAUGUCCCACGGAUUCGCGCACGGUAAUACUAAAGGUUUCGUGUAUUAUAUCUCAAAAGAGCGCGUGAGCGUGAGCGUUAUGGUAAUCAUAAAGCGCGAGUAUUUCUUUGAAAAUUUUAUAAUGUAAUAGUUUCAAAUUGUGUCAGAUUGGAGAAGGACUGUUUCAUGUAUACUAUCCAGCUAAUGGGGUUUUCGUUUUUUUAACAAAAAAGUCAAAAGAAAUUUUCGCCACAGUAUAAACUGAC
Messenger RNA from Porites lobata, 11432 nucleotides. Lineage: Eukaryota; Metazoa; Cnidaria; Anthozoa; Scleractinia; Poritidae. The record is from the annotation of a GenBank genome assembly.